Hemiscyllium ocellatum (epaulette shark) is the source of this 4343-nucleotide messenger RNA. RefSeq lists its product as uncharacterized. The coding region runs from base 706 to 4308 and encodes 1200 amino acids. The transcript is spliced from 5 exons. Lineage: Eukaryota; Metazoa; Chordata; Chondrichthyes; Orectolobiformes; Hemiscylliidae. The record is from RefSeq and is a predicted model, not a curated record.
UAAUAGCUACUGACUGCAUUUGAAUUAUAACUCAAAACAUAUCUCUGGUGAGGGAGGGCUCUCGGGCUAGGUUAAAAAGUAAACUGGCUUCCUGCUUCCCUAUAGUAAGAGUCCUGAAGAAGGGUGACACCCGAAAUAUCGACUUCACCUCCCGAUGCUGCCUGGCUUGCUGUGUUCUUCCAGCCUCCUGCUUGGCUGCUAUAGUAAGCGGCUGACACAGGCUCUGUACUGAGUUAAUGUAACUGUACUACUGUUGCUUUGAGGCGUGCAGAACUCUUAACUUACUCUGUGAGGCGCUGCCUAUUCUUGCGACUUCCUUGCCGGUAGUGAGUGUUUACUACACACUUGAAAGCUUAGCUUUGCUUUCGCAGGGCAAAGGAUCUCUCCAUCUGUGUAGAAUAUCCUUGUUGCUUUGACCGAAGGUAUGCAGCAGCAUAGGAGGAUCAUUAUGUGAAAAGAAUGCACAGUUGUUUGCAUCUAGAAAGAUUCUGAGUUAAGCAAGAACUAGCAGAGCACAUUCAAAGCUGUGCUGCUCCAGGUUUCUCCUACACGUCUACAUUUAUGACUGUCAGCAAGUCAUGAGACAUGAGUCACCGAGUAUUCGGAUCUGCUUAUUUGAAUAUUUUCACAAGGCCAGAUAGAGAUCAUUGCUCUUUUGUGUAGAGGCUCUUUCCCUUUACCUGGAAUUAAAAGUCUUGGACCAUCAUGAUGGCCAAUAAAAGAAGUUUUGAUCGCAUGGACUCGCUUAUUUGUAGUAAGAUGCCACGAUUGGAGAAUGAUCAGAAUGGGUUAUCAACAGGACUUUAUAAACCCAGUCCCCUAUCUAGUUAUGCUGCUGAAAAUCCCCUCAAGUACACUGGAUCUUAUUUAGCAUAUCAUCUUCAAAAUCGUGAUGGAACAGAUUCACAAGGCAUCUGGAACCAGGCCCGACCAUACGUGCAUCAUAUGGGUGGUCCAAACACCCAGUCACCACCAGGUCAAGUUUCAAGUCUCAACAAUCGCUCAUAUCAGACAGAACAUGAAACUGUAUCCCGACCAUUUCAGCCAUCUGUGAACGCAAAUGAUAAACUUGACUUGGUCAAAGAUUUAAUGAAUGUUCGAUCAAAAUGGGUCACUUUCGUUGAACGGCAGAAGAAUUUGAGAAAAGGCCAAAAUCUCCCAGCUGUGCUCUGCUCUUCUGCAGCUGGAAAACACAGUUUACAUUCGUCUGCUUUAUCUGCAGUUGGUAACUCUGCAAAUGUAGCAUUCCCACAACCAGUGUAUAGGAAUAGUGUCUGUUGUUCAGGAGCUGGUUUCUCUUUGGAAAAUUCAACAGAUCAUUUUUAUAGAAAAGCACAGGAAACUGAAUGGAGGAUGCCACCUCCUGUUACUUCCAGUUGUUUAAUUGUGAAUAACAGUCAGCUGAUGCACAGUCAGCAAUAUGCUAACCCGCUUGCGAAAAAUAAUUCAUUGCAUAGUGGAUCUGGCAAUAUACAGAUUAGCUCUGUGGGCCAAAUCACCAAAGAAACUGGGAAAUCACCUGGAGUGCGUUCACCCCUAUGUCGAGGAUAUGGAACUUACACUAGUAGUGUUCUACAAGAUCCCAGAUAUCCUGUGCUUUCAUAUGAAAACUCUAAUGGAACUGUACCAGGUCAUAGCAGCACAUCCAUACAUAGCAUCCAAGACUUGCAGAAAGCUCCCUUACAUCCAUUUGGGACAACUCAAGGGCAACAGAUGCAACCACCUUUGUAUCGUGAUAAGCCAUCACCACCGAAAUAUCCAGUGCCAAUUCAACCAAAGGUUUUGCACUCUCUGAACACUAUAUCAAACCAGCAAAGUGUGGGUAGUUACUCAUUGUUACAUCCACAUAGUUACAAAGCCCAAAUGGGAAAUUACCCAGUGCCAGGGGCAAGUGGGCGGAUGCCUGUACCCAGUUCCCCUUAUGCAAGCCAGCUUGUUUCAGAGAAUCCUUAUGCACAACCAUCUGAAUCUUUUGGGUAUGCUGCUCGUCAUCCUCCUCCACCAGAGCAACAGAAAAAUAUCUCUGUGACUGGUCCUUUGAUUCAUCCUGUAUCACAGCCUGCAACACACUCAACUGAGUUUGAGCAACAGAGUCCUCCUGGAAACAAAGUUGCUUCAUCUCUCCAAGAUCCAACUAAUGCAAAGCAUCUUUCACCAGACUUGUUGCGUUUCAGGCCUCGCAUCGUUGCGCAAAUAAAUGAACGGUGCUACAAUUCAUUAAAUACUCUUUAUAAUACGGAAUAUACUGGUCCGCAGCAGUUGGUAAGCAAACACAGUGCCUUCCACCCUGUACUAUCUGGCAAACACUUGAAGGGGCCAUUUGAGAGACCUGCUGGCUCUCCAGGUGACCAAAGACCAAAGGAUAUUUAUCUGCAAGAACAUAGCCCAGGCAUCCACAUUUCCCCUAAAGGUGAUCAAGGUAGGUCUAUAUUCAGUAAAGAACCUGAGAUCCUGAAUAAUAAACCAAUAGAAGUCAGAUUGGAUAGUCCACAAAAAAGCUACACUGUAAGUCCAACCAGAAAAACAUCUGUGAUUAAUUUCUCACCUGCUUCCUCCCCUGCUUCUAAUGAAAGCAAGAGAGCAACCCCACCUCCUUCCCCUCCUAUGCCAGUCAUAAACAAUGUGUUCAGUUUGGCACCCUACAAAGCCUACCUGGAAGCCACUGGUCUGUUCUUCUCAAAAUGUUCAAACUGCGAACUAGAUUGUGAUAAAUCAUGUUCAUGUUCUUUGAAAAAUAAAACUCAAAACAGCAGAAGUGAUAGUGCCAUAGAUCUGGAUUCCAGUACACUUGGCCCUAAAAGACUGGCAAUAGACAGCAGUCAGUUGCAACCCAAGAAUGGCGAACUGAAAACAGGUGAUGCUACUGUGCGUUUAGAAUCUACAAAUGAAAAAGGUGCAUCUGAGGAUGAGCUUAGGAAAACAGUAAACAUGAAGAACUAUUUAGAUGUUCAGCAUCCGGAGAUUAAUCUUUCUCCUAAAUUCAAUAGGCUUGAUAAGGGCCUACCUCAGCAAAGUAGAAAUAGUGCAUGGUGUAUGGUUCACAGUGGUGAUGGAAAGCUUGGGAUGAACAAAAUGGAAGAUGAAAUGGCCUUGGACCUAAGUACGAAAUCAAAAAGUCCACCUUUGAAUGUUAUUCAACAUGCUCUGGUUUCUGGUGAGUCUGGAGAAAAAUUGAAAAGUACAAAUGAAAUAUCAAAUGAAAAAGAAAAUACUAUAGAAUCUCAGAGUACUGAAGAGAAAUGUGAAAGCACAUGGCCAUCUGAAGAGCAUGGAACGAAGGCAGUUGUUGCACCUUCUAAUGAAUCCAGCAACGUAAAUGACCAUCUUAUUAUAGAAAUGAAUAAGUAUAAAAUACUGAGACCUGCCCCUCCAAAGGUUGGUGAAAAUAAUUCAACUCUGCCAUCUGAAGACAUUACUAAAGCUAAAAAAAUUAGUUUGAUUGGAUCAGUUGAUCCCUCUGCCUUAAUUUUGAGACCCCUGAAACCUCUGAAGCGAAUAUUACCUGAUGUGGUUAAAUCAAUUAUGAAUUCUAAUCCUGAACCUAGCAAGAUAUCUUGUGAAACCAAAGUGGACUCAUCCUGUAAUGGCAAGUUAAUGCAGAACGAGAAUGACACUUAUAAUUAUUUUGUACAUCUUCAUCAGUCCCUAUGUGACAUGAUAACCCAGUCAGUGGCUGAAACCUCUGAAGAGGUUUUGUGUGCAUGUUUGCGGGACAUUGAAGAGAAGGAAACUCCAAAAUUGAGGUCUUCAAUAAAGUCAAAAAAUGGUACAAGAAGCUUUGAAGCAUUGAAGAUGUCAAAAGCAAAAGAAAUUUGGCGCAACUAUGGCCACGUCCAGCAGACCCUACAAAAAUUACUUUCCUACUUGGAAAGUUAUAUUUAUUCCAGAACAUGCCCAUUUCCCCACGUAAUAAGGGCUGGCACAAUUUUUAUUCCAAUAUACUUAGUGAAGGAGAAAUUAUUUUCCAGCCUCAAGGGAGCAACAAUUGAUCAAGUUUUCCAGGAGCACAAAAUAGAACUAAGACCAACAACCCUUUCAGAGGAGAAGAAACUGCAGACAGAGUUACAGCUUCAAAGGUGUUCUUCCAGACUAAUCAAGCUGCUUUCCUUAAAGCAGUUACCUGAAAUCUAUCAAGAUCUGCUGGAUGUUCUGUGGCAUUCUUGUGUGAAAAUUCGUCUUGAGAGACAUUGGGCAACAACAAGGAGCAGAAACCUGCCAGGCCUGCAGCUUGAGGCUGACAAUGCUGCUGUCCUAGCUGAGAUCGGAAAACUGAGUUCAGACCAGAAAUUGAAUCUAGGAUCAUCUUGAUCUAUUUAGGUCUAUCAAGCUGUCCAGUGAGUCAU